UUCGGUUCGUUCUAGUUCAUUUACGCGGUUCAGGACUCCGGUCAAUAGAUGGCAGCAGCAUACCUUCAUGUCACCUUUAUCUAUCGAUUUGAAAGUAGAGGAACGAGUGUGAAGGUUCCCAGACGCAGUUCUACUCACUCCGCUGACACGGAGAGAGAAUCCGCCCUGUGCUUCACUCAUUCUCUGGCCCCCGUGUUUGCCCUCUGAUUGUCUCUGUUCUUCUCAGUCCAACCAUGCAGACGCCGGCAGAGUCCAUCAUCCACAGUGGAUAUUUCCACCCAACACUGCGACACUGGCAGAGCUGUGCUGCAGACCUCCGACCAGACAACCUCAUCUACCCCAUCUUCAUAACAGACAGUGAGGACGCAGUGGAGCCCAUUAACAGUCUGCCGGGUCAGGCCAGAUAUGGAAUCAACCGACUGGAGGACUUCUUGACACCUUUGGUUGGGAACGGGCUGAAGUGUGUGCUGAUUUUUGGCGUCCCUGCAAAGAUUUCAAAGGACGACAGAGGUUCUGGUGCCGACACUGACGACACGCCGGCGGUUCUGGCGGUGAAGAAAAUCCGAUCUUUGUUCCCACAGCUACUGGUGGCCUGUGACCUUUGCCUGUGUCCGUACACAUCACAUGGUCACUGUGGUAUUCUCAACGAUGAUGGAACUCUGAACAAUGAUGCCAGCUGCCUGCGCUUAGCAGAGGUGGCGCUAGCAUACGCCCGAGCAGGCUGUCACAUCAUCGCGCCGUCAGACAUGAUGGAUGGAAGAAUUCGGGCUAUAAAACAAGCUCUGAUCUCCAACGGUCUAGGAAACAAGGUGUCAGUGCUGAGUUACAGCGCCAAGUUUGCCUCCUGUUAUUACGGUCCGUUUAGAGAUGCUGCUCAGUCCAAACCUGCGUUCGGAGACAGACGCUGCUAUCAGCUGCCCCCUGGUGCCAGAGGACUGGCAAACCGAGCUGUGGAGCGAGACGUGAGAGAGGGGGCAGACAUGCUGAUGGUCAAACCUGGGCUCCCUUAUCUGGACAUUGUCAGAGAGGUCAAGGACAAGUUUCCCAACCACCCGCUGGCUGUGUACAACGUGUCAGGAGAGUUCGCCAUGAUGUGGCACGGAGCGCAGGCUGGAUCCUUCGACCUGAAGGCUGCGGUGAUGGAGGCCAUGACUGCCUUCCGCCGUGCAGGCGCUGACAUCAUCAUCACCUACUACACCCCCCAGCUGCUCAGCUGGCUGAAGGAGUGA
Molecule: messenger RNA, 1229 nt
Organism: Cynoglossus semilaevis (tongue sole)
Lineage: Eukaryota; Metazoa; Chordata; Actinopteri; Pleuronectiformes; Cynoglossidae
Gene: alad
Product: aminolevulinate dehydratase
Exons: 12
Coding region: 234-1229 (331 amino acids)
Biological process (GO): heme biosynthetic process
Cellular component (GO): cytosol
Molecular function (GO): zinc ion binding; porphobilinogen synthase activity
Source: RefSeq, a predicted model, not a curated record